This is a messenger RNA of Melanotaenia boesemani (Boeseman's rainbowfish), 5250 nucleotides long. RefSeq names its product RNA-binding motif, single-stranded-interacting protein 2-like. NCBI's taxonomy places the organism in Eukaryota, Metazoa, Chordata, Actinopteri, Atheriniformes, Melanotaeniidae. The coding region runs from base 92 to 1288 and encodes 398 amino acids. The transcript has 14 exons. Gene Ontology annotation, molecular function: mRNA 3'-UTR binding; poly(A) binding; poly(U) RNA binding. Gene Ontology annotation, cellular component: cytosol; nucleus; ribonucleoprotein complex. The record is from RefSeq and is a predicted model, not a curated record.
CAGCGGGACUCCAGGCUCUCACUUCCCCAGCUGCUGACGUCAGCUGGCAGCCUGGGCUGUGCUCGCCGCUUCGGACAUAGCGCCGAGAAAAAUGCUGCUCUCCGUACCGCCAAGGGCAGGAAUCAACCCAUACAACGGCUAUAACAGCAGAAACAGCAAAAAGGCCUAUGUGUCCUCCGGCCAUCAGAUGGCGCCCCCCAGUCCCAACACCAACAGCAGUAGCAACAGCAGUGGCGGAGGAGGGGAACAGCUGAGUAAAACCAACUUGUACAUCCGCGGCCUCCAUCCAGGCACCACGGAUCAAGACCUGGUCAAACUAUGCCAACCGUAUGGCAAAAUUGUGUCGACCAAGGCCAUCCUGGAUAAAACCACCAACAAAUGUAAAGGGUAUGGCUUUGUGGACUUUGAUAGUCCAGCAGCAGCACAAAAAGCUGUUACUGCUCUGAAAUCCAGUGGAGUCCAGGCUCAAAUGGCCAAACAACAGGAACAGGACCCCACCAACCUCUACAUCUCCAACCUACCGGUGUCUAUGGAUGAGCAGGAGCUGGAGAGCAUGCUCAAGUCCUUCGGCCAGGUCAUUUCUACACGCGUCCUCCGAGAUGCCAACGGGACCAGCCGCGGCGUUGGUUUCGCCAGAAUGGAGUCCACAGAAAAGUGCGAAGCCAUAAUUCAGCAUUUCAAUGGCAAAUUCAUCAAGACUCCACCAGGAGUGCCUACGCCCACAGAGCCCUUAUUAUGUAAGUUUGCAGACGGGGGUCAGAAGAAGAGGCAGAGCCAAGGGAAGUAUCUUCAAAAUGGCAGGCCCUGGGCUCGAGAUGGCGAUACGGGAGGAAUGACGCUUGCAUAUGACCCUGCAGCUUUACAAAAUGGCUUCUACCCCUCACCUUACAGUCUGGGUCCAAACAGAAUGAUUGCUCAGACUUCGCUCUCACCCUACAUGCAUUCUCCUGUCUCUUCCUACCAGGUACACAGCCCAUCCUGGAUGCACCAUCAGUCAUACCUCAUGCAGCCAGCUGGUACAGUUCUUACCCCAACAAUGGAUCACGCCAUGUCCAUCCAGCCCACAUCCAUGAUGGGACCUCUCACCCAGCAAUUAAGCCACCUGUCCCUGGGCAGCACGGGCACAUAUAUUCCGGCCAACACUACUAUGCAGGGGACCUACAUCCCCCAAUACACCCCAGUGCCUCCCUCCAGUGUCCCAGUAGAGGAGAAUGGUGGUCAACAGCAACAGGUUGCAAUGGAGACUCCUGCAGAACACGCAAACUACUCAUACCAACACACCAAGUGAAGCUAAGCUCCCAGCACGGUGGGGCCGAGGGCACAAAAUGAAUCCAACCAAUAAGGAUUCAGCUGGAAGAGAUCUGUGCUCCAUACCAUCACCAAGCACCCGGACUUGAACAUGGAUAACAAAAAGGAACAUGUGUGUGUGUUAGUUUGUGUAUGAGUGUGUGUAUGCGUGUGUGUUUAUGUCUGGUUUUUGUUUGUUUUUUUGUUGUGUGUGUUUUUUUUUUGUUUUUUUUUUUGGAUUGUUUUUCUUAAGAAAGAGAACAACACUUAACGUCAUUGGACUCUUCUGCUCACAUCCUCAAGAGUUGAUCAACCAAAGGUGGGAAUCUUCUUCAGAGAAGUUUUGAUCUAUUUUGAUAAAAGAAAAAGGAAAAUAAAAAAAAAAAAGAAAGAAAAAAACUGUUGGUGAGGCGGUAAAGACACAGAGCAUUAUUUUUGUGCAUGUGAUAUAGCAAAAUUCUUAUUUUUUAUCAAAGCAUUCUGGAUGUUUCAGAGUGAUUCAAGGAAGAGUUAAAACACAAUGUGUCUUUUUAUUUUGUUUUGUUAAAUAUGCAAACUUAAGUUUUUAUUUCCUGAUGUCUGUUGUUUGACAUUCUAUUUGCGGCGGCAGCAAUUUGUACAGAUUUCAAACCCUACAAACACUUUUGCUGGUCUGGUGUGUGGAGUCAAUAAAGAGCGGGAGCUAAACCGUUUAAAGCUACUUCUUCCUGUAACUGCUGCAGUGCACAGAUUUCUAUUCAUGCACAGACGAUAACAUCGACUGUUUAUAGUUUAGACAAGUUAAGUUUUUUUUUUUUUUUACUUUAGAUCGUUCUUUCAUAAGAAAACAAAAGACAAUCAAUUAUUUAUAUUUAUAUUUGACUUAUAGUUCUAUUUUUUCGAGUUUUUAAUCAUUGAAGCCUACAUUUAUAGAAAAGAAGUUAUUUAAUACUGUAGUCUAUGAAGACAAGCUGAAAUAGACGUAAAGAUCUUUAUCCCUCGCAGUAAUGAGCUGUAAUAUUUAGCUCAUAAAAUGACUUCAGGUUUUUUUUUUUUUUUUUGAUGGGCAGGUGAUUUACAGUCCUGUAUUUACCAUCUUUAAAAGUAAACAAAACACCAAAAAUGAGACAUGUUCAUACAAAAAGACGUCUUGUUUUGUUAGAUUGCAACCUCACGUUUCACCCGUGUCUAUGAGAAGUGGUUUUAAGCGGUUUUGUUGUGGCAAACCAUCAGGUAUCAUGAAGUUCAUCCUCCGUCGAAGGGAUGAGGUGAACAUGCUUGAGAACAGACCUGUUAGACAUUAUGUGUACAAAGAGCAAUGCAGUUACUAAAUUAAAGUGUAGUUUAGCAAAAGCAAUGAGGGAAAUAAAACAGAAGAAUUUGAAAAUCCCUGAGAAUAGUUAGUCUGUUAGGAAAGGGAACUGUAAGUCUUUUUUUUUCAAUGCUGCUGUCACCUGAGUUUGAUUCUCUGUCAGUGAGUUUGUAGUUUGUAGAAAGUUAAAUGUCCUCUGUUUUUUGUUGUUGUCUGUCACUUGAAAAUCUUUGAGCAAUUUUGCCUUAUUUUUGAUGAAUUAGUCUUAGAUUUUAAUUUUAGCUCUAGAUUUUAGCUUUUUACAUAGAGUAGUUGUUAGUUUUUUCUCUUUGAAUGAAUUGAUGCUGUUUUCUUGUGCACAUCAAGUUUUAUCUUGCUUUCCUUUCUCAUGAAUUUCCGUUCCAAGCCUUGUUUCAUCUGACCUCCCUGACAUUUUGUCUGACAUAUGUAGAGAGCCUUUUAGGAUGGAGAUACGAACCAAACAAUGACUUAAUUUAGUGCCGACUGAAAAGAUUUGUGUCGCUGCUGCAUCGGUGUUUCAGAGCAAACAAGCUCAGCGCAUUAAAAUCUCAGUCAGCACAUCUUGUGAAGCUCAUGUCAACACAUUCAUCCAAAUAUGUUGAGUUUUAAUUUAUGCAGACACCAGAAACUGUAGAUAUGUAGAUAAUAGAAAUAAUGGUUUUUACAAAGGACUGCUCACUAGACCAUGGAAGUGCCAUUAAAGACUAUUCUUACAGCCUUUCGUGAGACAGCAAGUCUGAAUGAAUUUGUGAGUGAUCCAAAAUCCUGCAAAAACUAUUUUGAGCUAAGCCUUAAUGUUUUUUUCUCUGGAUGAACUGCCUGAUUUCUCCUGGGAUUGACUUUCAUUUGUAUAUACUACGGAAACUGCAGCAGGCUUGUGGGAAUGCCAUCGAGCUAGUUGUCAGGGCAGGCCAAGUCACUUUCGGGUUAUGAGGAGCUUUUCUUCCUGCUCUGCAACCGUUCGUGUUUGAAUCCAGUGAGAAGCAGAUAAUGUCUGUCUAGAGGCUCACAGUUGGAAAUUUCUGUUUCUGUUUUGUCCUUUUUUCACAUCGACUCUUUGCCGUGUGUUUGCGUUGUAUAUUUCUGCAACCAAAGAUGUUGUAGCUGCCUGCUUUUUAGCUCUUUGUCACAGAAAAAGUGCUGCUGGAUAAAAAGCCUUUUUUUGGCUUCUGAUAGAUUCAGGAAAAAAUGACAAUACGAGAGUAAACAUGCACUUAAAAUUCCACAUUAUAUGACUACAGUUUCAGGAGAGGAGUACGUGUAUCAGAGUGCAUGCUGGGAGACUCAGCACAUGUGCAGGGGGAAGACAAAGUGCAGCGUUUGUUUUCGUCGUGUCAAGAUGAGUUUUCAGACGAGAGCUAUUUUGUAAAUAGCCUUUCCUUCCAUCUGCUAUUUUCACCAUUCGGUUCUUUUCUUGUGUGUUUUCUUGAUUAUUAUUUUAAUUUUUUUUUGUAUGAUUUAUGACUUGUCCACAAAACACAGUGACUAUCAUGUUUUUAGUUACAGCUCACCAUGAAGGAAAUGUCCAGAGAAAUGAUAUUCCAUGUAUUAGCCAUCACUUUUAAUACAAAAACAAGAUUUUGGAACUAUGAAAUGACCAUGUGUUACAAUACAGUGUUUAUUUAUUUAUAUAUAUAUUUUACAGAAGAGAUAAUGUUGCAGAAAAUCAUGUUUCUAAAUGAACUGGCGUUUUAAUGACAUUAGGAUUAAAGAAAUAUUAAAAGUGAUAGUGUACUCUGUAAAUUGUACACAGUGUUUGAAAUUUAAAAGAAUUCCUUGCACUUAUUAUUCCAUGUUGAUUUGAAAAUACACUUUAUGUCCAUCCUACCAUCAAUUUGAUGGCUUGUUUCAUAGUUUCAAAUAGUUUUGCUGCUACAACAGGAUUUCCAAACAGGUGGUUCGUUUUGGUCCAAUUUGGAUUUUUACAAUGUUUUGUUUUGGGUUUUUCCACAUUUAGAUUUGGUUGAUACAAGUGCCACAGCUUUGUUUGAAGGAGUGAUUCCUAUUUAAUUAAGGUAGUAAUGGGUAUUUUGUUUUAUUGUGGACAUUCAAAUGUGUAGGAUGUAGUGACAUCUAGUGGCAAAAAAUGCUAACAACACCUUCCAGAAGCAGCCAGAAUAUUUCCGCUGUAGAGCAGGUGUUUGUUUUGCCCUACUACUGUAGUAACACGGUGCUGCAACAUUUACAACCCACACUAAAUUGAAUUAACUAGUGAAAAUAUGAAAUUCUUUUUAUUUGCAUUUCUGCCGAAAUGUCACUAAAUGCUACACAUUUAAAACUUUAAACUGAACUCCAAAAAGCAGUGGAAACUCAGCAGUUCUGAAAACAUCAAACUGUAUGAACCAAAAUUGUGUGAUACGCAAGCACUGUGAAAAUUCAAUGGCCUCAUCUGACUACCUGCUUGUGAACAGUUUUCUUAUUUAUACAACAACUCAUUUUGUACAGUUUUGUUAGAGGAAAGAGGUUUUGAUAUUUGGUUAUUUUGCAAAUGCCACUUGGCUACUUUUGUCUUCCUGUGCCAGAGUUGCUAAACUGUCUGUAACUUGUGUUUUUUAUUGAUUGAGAUAAGAUUUUACUUCUUCCUUGGUUUUCUUUUUGAAUUUGAAUAUGUCGUUUUUGUUUUUCUUUUUUUAAUAAAAGCCUUGUUUCAA